AUGAAAGACAUCGACAUAGGAAAAGAGUACAUUAUACCCAGUCCUGGGUAUAGAAGUGUGAGGGAGAGAGCCAACUCGGUGCAGCAUGAAGAGCAGGAAGGGUUGAAAUUUCGGCAUGCUAAACAUAAGAUUGAAUGCCAGGAUGCUUUGGAAGCAGCUGCUCGGGCAGAGGGCCUGCCACUGGACACCUCCGUGCAUUCCCAGCUGAGAAUGCUGGGUGAAGAGGGGCACAAGGGCAAAUACCACCAUGGCCUGAAUGUGCUGAAACCCAUACGGACUACUUCCAAACACCAGCACCCAGUUGAUAAUGCUGGGCUUUUCUCCUGCAUGACCUUCUCCUGGCUCACUCCUUUGGCCCACAGAGCAUACAAGAAAGGGGAAUUGUUUAUGGAUGAUGUAUGGUCUUUAUCAAGGCAUGAGUCUUCAGAUGUCAAUUGUAGAAGGCUGGAGAGAUUGUGGCAGGAAGAACUGAAAGAAAGUGGGCCUGACGAUGCUUCUCUCCGGAGGGUUGUGUGGAUUUUCUGUCGCACCAGGCUCAUCAUUUCCAUAGUGUGUCUGAUGAUCACGCAGCUCGCGGGUUUUAGUGGACCAGCGUUCGUUGUGAAACAUCUUUUGGAGUAUACCCAGCAGAGUGAGUCCAACCUGCAGUACAGCUUGUUUUUAGUUUUUGGCAUCUUUAUGACGGAAAUAGUGCGAUCUUGGUCCCUUGCGCUAACCUGGGCUUUGAAUUACCGCACGGGGGUUAGACUGCGUGGAGCUAUCUUGACAAUGGCAUUUAAGAAAAUUCUUAAGCUGAAGAACAUCAAGGAGAAGUCUCUUGGAGAGCUGAUAAACGUAUGCUCCAAUGAUGGUCAGAGGAUGUUUGAAGCUGCAGCAGUUGGCAGUUUGUUGGCUGGGGGCCCUAUUGUGGCCAUCUUAGGAAUGGUUUAUAAUGUGAUUAUUCUGGGUCCAACAGGCUUCUUGGAAAGAGUGAAGACUUGCUCAAUUUUCAUUAGGUCAGUCAAAUGUAUAAUGUUUGUAUCACGCCUCACAGCUUAUUUCAGAAGAAAAUGUGUAUCAACAACAGACGAGCGUGUGCAAAAGAUGAAUGAAGUUCUUAAUUACAUUAAGUUCAUUAAAAUGUAUGCCUGGGUCAAACCAUUUUCUCAGAAUGUUCAAAAAAUUCGUGAGGAAGAACGUAAAAUCUUAGAGCGUGCAGGCUACUUCCAGAGCAUCACUGUGGGUGUGGCUCCCAUAGUUGUGGUCAUUGCCAGCGUGGUGACCUUUUCUGUCCAUAUGAUCCUUGGCUAUGAUCUUACAGCAGCUCAGGCAUUCACAGUGGUCACUGUCUUUAAUUCAAUGACUUUUGCUCUGAAAGUAACACCUUUCUCAGUGAAGUCGUUAUCUGAGGCAUCUGUUUCUGUUGACAGAUUUAAGAGUUUAUUUCUAAUGGAAGAGGUUCAUAUGAUAAAGAAAAAACCAGCCAAUCCUCACACCGCGAUAGAGGUGAAAAAUGCUACCUUGGCUUGGGACUUCUCCCACGCCAGCGUCCAGAGCUCACCAAAGUUGACCCCCAAAGUGAAAAAAGACAAGAAAGUCACCAAGGGCAAGAAAGAGAAAAUGAAGCUGCAGAAUGAGGGACAGCAAGCUGUGCUGGCAGAGCAGAAGGGCCAUCUUCUAGUGGACAAUGAUGACCAUCCCAGCCCCGAAGACGAGAACAAACUCAUCCACCUGGUUAACCUUCGGCUUCAGAGAACUCUCUACAACAUUGACCUGGAGAUAGAAAAGGGAAAACUUGUUGGAAUUUGUGGCAGUGUGGGGAGCGGAAAAACUUCACUUAUCUCAGCGAUUUUAGGGCAGAUGACCCUGUUGGAGGGUAGCAUUGCAAUAAGUGGAACGUUUGCAUAUGUGGCCCAGCAGGCCUGGAUUCUCAAUGCUACACUUCGGGACAAUAUUCUUUUUGGCAAGGAAUAUGAUGAGGAAAGGUACAACACGGUGUUGAAUUGUUGCUGUCUAAGGCCUGACCUAGCCAUCCUUCCAAAUGGGGACCUGACAGAGAUUGGUGAACGAGGGGCUAACUUGAGUGGAGGACAGCGUCAGAGAAUCAGUCUGGCUCGAGCCCUGUACAGUGACAGAAGCAUUUACAUCCUGGAUGAUCCCCUUAGUGCCUUGGAUGCUCAUGUUGGAAAUCACAUUUUUAACAGUGCAAUAAGGAAGCACCUGAAGUCAAAGACUGUCCUGUUCAUCACUCAUCAGCUUCAGUAUCUUGUUGACUGUGAUGAGGUUAUCUUCAUGAAAGAAGGCUGCAUUACUGAGCGAGGAAGUCAUGAGGAACUGAUGAAUUUAAAUGGGGACUAUGCAACUAUCUUUAAUAACCUGCAGUUGGGAGAAACACCACAUAUUGAGAUUAAUAUAAAGAAGAACACAAACAGUUCACUGAAAAGACCCCAGGAUAAAAGUACCAAAACAGGGUCUGUGAAGAAGGAGAAAGUUGUAAAGAAGGAAGAGGGCCAGUUGGUCCAGUUGGAAGAGAAAGGGAAAGGCUCUGUCCCCUGGUCUGUUUAUGGUAUCUACAUUCAGGCAGCUGGAGGCCCCUUUGCAUUCCUUGUCAUCAUGACUCUGUUUGUGCUGAAUGUGGGCAGUACAGCUUUUAGCAACUGGUGGCUGAGUUUCUGGAUCAAGCAAGGCAGUGGAAAUACCACUGUGACUUUGGGAAAUGAUACUGUCAUAAGCAACAGUAUGAAAGAUAACCCUCACAUGCAUUACUAUGCUGGGAUCUAUGCACUGUCUAUGGCGGUUAUGUUGAUCCUGAAAGCUGUUCGUGGUGUUGUCUUUGUAAAGGGAACUCUCAGAGCAUCCUCAAGGCUCACUACACCCACUGGGCGGAUUCUCAACAGGUUUUCCAAAGACAUGGAUGAAGUUGAUGUUCGUUUGCCAUUUCAAGCAGAAAUGUUCAUCCAAAAUGUCAUCCUUGUGUUCUUCUGUGUGGGGGUGAUCUCUGGGGUUUUCCCCUGGUUCCUGGUGGCGGUGGGGCCUCUCAUUGUCCUGUUCACAGUUUUGCACGUUGUGUCAAGAGUCUUUAUUCGAGAGCUCAAGCGUCUGGACAACAUCACACAGUCUCCAUUCCUGUCUCAUAUUACAUCUAGCAUCCAGGGUCUCUCCACAAUCCAUGCCUACCACAAAGGACAGGAAUUUCUGCACAGGUAUCAGGAGCUCCUAGAUGACAAUCAGGCACCAUUUUACCUGUUCAGCUGUGCAAUGCGCUGGCUAGCUGUACGGCUGGACGUUAUCAGCAUUGCUCUUAUCACAACCACUGGCCUUAUGAUUGUCUUAAUGCAUGGCCAGAUUCCUCCUGCCUACGCUGGGCUGGCUAUCUCAUAUGCUGUGCAGUUAACAGGGUUAUUCCAGUUUACAGUCAGACUUGCUUCAGAAACAGAAGCUCGCUUCACCUCAGUGGAGAGGAUUGAUCACUAUAUAAAGACACUUUCCCUAGAAGCUCCUGCUCGGAUCAAGAAUAAAACUCCUCCUCUGGACUGGCCACAGGAAGGUGAAGUUGUUUUUGAAAACGCAGAGAUGCGGUACCGAGAGAACCUCCCUCUAGUACUUAAAAAAGUGUCCUUUACCAUCAAACCAAAGGAAAAGAUUGGCAUUGUGGGAAGGACAGGCUCAGGGAAGUCUUCCCUUGGAAUGGCACUCUUUCGUCUUGUUGAACUGUCUGGAGGCUGCAUUAAAAUUGAUGGAGUGAAAAUAAAUGACAUUGGUUUGGCAGAUCUUCGCAGCAAACUCUCAAUAAUUCCUCAGGAACCUGUGCUAUUCAGUGGCACUGUGAGAUCAAACUUGGAUCCUUUCAAUCAGUACAGUGAGGAACAAAUCUGGGAUGCUUUGGAAAGGACUCACAUGAAGGAGUGUAUUGCCCAGCUGCCUAUGAAACUUGAUUCAGAAGUGAUGGAAAACGGGGAAAACUUUUCAGUUGGAGAGAGACAGUUACUGUGCAUAGCUAGAGCUCUACUACGUCGUUGCAAGAUUUUGAUACUGGAUGAAGCAACAGCUGCUAUGGACACAGAGACAGACUUACUGAUUCAGGAGACUAUCAGAGAGGCAUUUGCAGACUGCACUAUGUUAACAAUUGCUCAUCGCCUGCAUACGGUACUGGGCUCUGAUCGGAUCAUGGUGCUAACACAAGGACAGGUAGUGGAAUUCGACACGCCGUCUGCCCUUCUGGCCAAUGAGAACUCGCGCUUCUACGCUAUGUUUGCUGCUGCGGAGAACAAGGUUGCUGUGAAGGGCUAAAAUUCAGGGCAAAGUCACUUUAAUUUUGGAGAGCUACACUCCCUGCCUGUGGCAGGCCAGCUCUUCCUCCUCCUCUUCCUCCUCCUCCUCCUCCUUCUAGCAGAUUAUUGCCUUUUCAUCUUUUAAUUUGUAGCACAAUGUGUCAAGCCAGAAAGUUUUUAAAACUGUGUCAGAAGAAUUCUCCAUGUUUUUAUUAUUGUAUUUAUUCCAUAAUCAUAUUACUAAUUUUUUGUGAUUAAAUGCACUCUACAGAUGGCUCAGGGAGCCAUAGUUAUAAAUGUAUCAGAGGCCUAUAAUGAAGCUUUAUACAUGUAGCUAUAUCUAUACAUAAUUCUGUAUAUAGCCUAUAUUUACAGUGGAAAUGUAAGCUGUUUAUUUUAUAUUAAAAUAAGCACUGUAUUAA
This is a messenger RNA of Opisthocomus hoazin, 4672 nucleotides long. NCBI's taxonomy places the organism in Eukaryota, Metazoa, Chordata, Aves, Opisthocomiformes, Opisthocomidae. The record is from RefSeq and is a predicted model, not a curated record.